AGAUCAUGGUUGGUCACCGUCACCUUGCAGUCUGCACGAUACUGCUUCUCUGUUUCCCCGUAGACGGAUUUCUUCUUCAAAGAGGUUUUACCUCUACUUCCCCCCAUUCUUUGAUCGGUCAGAAACUCAAUCUUCAUUCGAGCAAGCCUCCUCGUCUUUCCACCUGCAUGAUGAAAGCUGAGCCUCCCCAGCUGUUUCGGGCUGACAGUCAAGACAGUGAGAAACUAGAGAAAGCGUUGGAGAACUGCGGCAUGUGGAGCAGUGUGCCGCAACAGACAACAAUGUACUUGGACUCGCCAGAAACGUUCCAGCUCAUGAAGGGAAGGGUUGCAAUCAUCCCCGUCACCAUCAAUGGAGUACCGACAGGUGAAGCAGUGGAGUAUCAGGAAGGAGACUAUGGCAUCGUCCCUGCUGGAUCCUACCGAUGGGACAUUCAGAAGCCUUCGACAAAGAGAACGAACUGCAGAGAGGGGCUGCAAAUGACGGCAAAGGGCUGGGGUGAGGAGCCUCCUCUGAGCUACAUGCGCGGGUCUGGAACACUCAGCACAAAAGGGCGGACAAGCGAAGAUGACCUGAAGUAUCUCAAGGAUCUGGUUGCCGAGAAAGGAAACAUCCCUCGUCGUGCUUACGAGGAAGCGAUCCAGAGCAAGUUGGAUCGGGACCCGUACUGUGCGAACCUUGCGUUCAUGGUGACAGAGCAGGGAAUCAUCGUGCAGGAUCGUGUCAAGGGCACAAUCCUCGAAGUGUUAACGGAGGAGGGAUGGCAACCUUACGAUCCUAACAAGAAAUAUAUCGAGACAGAGGGGAGCAAAAGAUGGCGCAAGGACGGAACUUUCAUGAAGAAUCCUCUCUUCGCCCAAGAAGAUUGAAAUGGGAGGCAAGCCAAAGGGGUGCAUACGACACGAAGGGCAACGAAUUAGAUCAGAAUUGCCAUAUGCUCAAUUCCUAUCUUACAAUUCCUUGCAAACUU
Molecule: messenger RNA, 970 nt
Organism: Guillardia theta CCMP2712
Lineage: Eukaryota; Cryptophyceae; Pyrenomonadales; Geminigeraceae
Exons: 9
Coding region: 6-869 (287 amino acids)
Source: RefSeq, a predicted model, not a curated record